AUUAAAAAUGUUCUACCCCGUGCUGUUCUUUGCUUGUUCUUCUUGCUGGAUGCCGUUUUGACAGUUGGUACAUCGCCCCGGAUUCACCGACCAGGUUACCGUACGGGGUUGACCACUUGAAAUCCGCCCGUCAUUCUCGCCUGUGUCGACAGUGAUAUUCGACAAAGUCGACAUACGGCGUUGCUGUAUGGUAGGAAGAAAUUUUUGGUUGUGUCAUUUGCUGGCCGAAGGAAGGGAAAAAAAGAUUACAAAAAUUUUCCUCCUCUCUAGCGUUUUGCGGUGAUAAUGUUUUGCGGGUUAAAUUGUGCGAAGAAAAUGGAUUAACCUUUGGGCGCGAGUGGAUGUGUGUGUGUGUGUGCUUCAAGUGCGCCAGUCGUCUCCCCGGAUAGAGAAGAUUGAUAAGCAAGGCACACGGGCGGGUCUGUGUGCUGUGGCCUGACGACUUUCUGGCAAGGAAGGAAGGAAGGUUCGGGGGAAUACAAUAAAAAUCAGCCAGCGCCUUUAUCCGCUGUACGACGGAAACAACAGUGGCUGAUUGUGCUUGUUUAUUGCGUGUGUGUGUUAGAAGAGAGGCGAGAAUAAGAUUAAAGGCAGUGUACGGAGUGGCCAAGUGCAUCGUCAUCGCAUUGGGACCAACGGUAGGACAGUAGCAGCAACAUGAUCGGCGGACUGUUCGUGUACAAUCAUAAGGGAGAGGUUCUGAUCUCCCGCGUGUAUCGCGACGACAUCGGCCGGAAUGCAGUCGAUGCGUUUCGCGUGAAUGUGAUUCACGCCCGGCAGCAGGUCCGCUCGCCGGUAACAAACAUUGCCCGUACGAGCUUUUUCCAUAUCAAGCGGGCAAACAUCUGGCUGGCGGCCGUCACGAAGCAGAAUGUGAACGCGGCCAUGGUGUUUGAGUUUCUGCUGAAAAUUAUCGACGUAAUGCAGUCGUACUUUGGCAAGAUUUCGGAGGAAAACAUCAAGAACAAUUUCGUACUGAUCUACGAGCUGUUGGAUGAAAUUCUCGACUUUGGCUAUCCGCAAAACUCGGAUACGGGCGUGCUGAAGACGUUCAUCACGCAGCAAGGCAUCAAGACGGCGACGAAGGAAGAGCAGGCUCAGAUAACGUCGCAGGUUACGGGCCAGAUUGGAUGGCGCCGGGAGGGCAUCAAGUACCGCCGGAACGAGCUGUUCCUCGAUGUGCUCGAGUACGUUAAUCUGCUGAUGAGCCCCCAGGGUCAGGUCCUGUCGGCGCACGUUGCCGGCAAGGUGGUGAUGAAGUCGUACCUGUCCGGUAUGCCCGAGUGCAAGUUCGGCAUCAACGAUAAGAUCGUGAUGGAGGCGAAGGGUCGCAGCGGCAUUUCGGGCAACGCGGACAAUGAAGCGUCCCGGUCCGGUAAACCGGUGGUCGUGAUCGACGAUUGUCAGUUCCAUCAGUGUGUGAAGCUGAGCAAGUUCGAGACGGAACACUCGAUCAGUUUCAUACCGCCGGACGGGGAGUUUGAGCUGAUGCGUUACCGCACGACCAAGGACAUUUCGUUGCCAUUCCGGGUGAUUCCGCUGGUGCGGGAGGUGGGCCGAACCAAGAUGGAGGUAAAGGUGGUGCUGAAGUCAAACUUUAAACCGUCGCUGCUGGGACAGAAGAUUGAGGUGAAGAUUCCGACGCCGCUCAAUACGUCCGGCGUGCAGCUGAUUUGUUUGAAGGGUAAAGCGAAGUACAAGGCAUCGGAAAAUGCGAUCGUAUGGAAGAUUAAACGUAUGGCUGGCAUGAAGGAAACGCAACUGUCGGCCGAAAUUGAACUGCUCGAAACGGAUACCAAAAAGAAAUGGACCCGACCACCGAUCUCGAUGAACUUUGAGGUUCCCUUCGCACCAUCCGGUUUCAAGGUCCGCUACUUAAAGGUAUUCGAACCGAAACUGAACUACUCCGACCAUGAUGUGAUCAAAUGGGUGCGUUACAUCGGUCGCAGCGGACUCUACGAAACGCGAUGCUAAGACACACGCGCGCGCGCCUGACGAUUUUGUUGCACUACUCUGGAUGUAGUAGCUCCGCUAUUUUUAAUGUAAUUGUUUCGUGCAAGCCAGAGCCCGGCAUCGGAAAGUUAAGCAUUAUUAAGGUACAGCCGCGUACGGCACCGUACCGCGGUAUCCUCUAAUUCUCUCUAUCUCUUCUCUAUCUGCCUUACGCUUGUUUUUUUUUCUUUUACGCCGCAAAACUUGGCUGUUUUCCUUUAGACAAAUGUAGCAAAAUGAUAGCGACAGGGAUUGUUUGUGUUGUGGUAGAGAAAAUUAUACGUUUGAUUUCACACACUGUUUGUUUGGUCUGUUUACUGGCGCUAAAACAAAGAGUCGCACGUUUCAAAAUCGGAUCGGAACAGAACGUUCUACUGUAUGAUGCACCAGCCCCAACACCAGCAGCGCGGUCAUUACUGCUGGGUGCAUUAAUACACAAAAAAAGACGUUAUUAUUGUACGGAGAGUAGCACCGAGAGCAUAUGCACUGAUGUGCAUACGUGCGUGCGUAGCAAAUUAUCCGUGUUAUUAUCGAAUCCAAUGUGCAUAAUGGACACAUACGCGCGCGUGUGUGUGUUCUGGGGGUUCCCGAAGGCGUAUCCGUAUCGUGUAAGCGUAAAACUAUAAUAUGCAUAGAAAGCAUUACCCCUAAGCUACUCUAGAGCGCUCUCGCGCGGGCAGGCUUAUCUCUAUACAUGUAUCGAAGCGGGAACCUUGAAGAUCCUGCGCCAAAACCAAACUCCUCGCAUCGGCGAGUCGUGCUGAACAAACCGCUAUCUAUUAAUUACACGAGUGCAAACAUACACACACACACAUGUUGCGGACGAAUCUCUUGACCGGCGGCGACGAGUAGGGCCGAUAGAGGAGAACCACCCAACACGGCACAGACAUUCAAACAGUGCAAACAGUCCAGAUCAGUGUCACCACACUAAUGUCCGGUAGGGUGAGACAAACGAAAAAAAGGAGAAGUUAUUUAGAUUCCGUGCACCGUGCCGGAAGAGACGGCAUAGGCCUUAAAUGGUCUGCGCCAAAUUUAUUGCUUCUGUAUAUAUUGUAACCCUCCAUCCUUUCAAUGCCCCAUCCCGCGUUUCGCCAUCCAUUCCAAUGCUAUUAGGGUUGAGGUCGUAGAAUGAUUUUCCGUUGUAUUAGAGGACGUUUCGGAUUUAGUUAUCACACUCGGUUCAUUUUGGCUGCAAUACUAUCAACGAGUAUUAGAACACAAAAUUGUAUCCCAUGAUGCACGGGAAAUUAUAACACACGUUCGAUAUUAAUUCAAGAAGACAUAUAGCGUUUUUUGGCUUGGUUCAAGAGAGAGAGUGUCUGUUAGGUCAUGAAACAAGUGUCUACAUGUUUAAAACAAUGUGCGGGUUGAGAUAUAACAGCAAGGGGUAGAAUGCUUAUAAUGUGCGUUAUUUCAAAAUUACUGAUUGUUUUAAACUAUGGAAACACUUGUUGUAGUGACUGCAAAAGGAGCAAAAUAAAAAUUCCAUAGUUCAACUUCAAUAAAUUAUUGAAAUUUAAAGUUUCAUAAAGUUUCGCCAAUAGCAGGAAUUAAGUUAAUGCGCCAAGUUGCGAACCAUACCACACACAAACACACAAUCAUUUCUAUGUGUUAAUGUUCAUUUUUCCUAGUUCCGUGCGCCUAGCAGUAGGACGUGUUUUAGAUUCGUUAAGAUUUGUGAGUGUGUGCAAAAGUAUGAAGCAAACGUAUAUGAUGAAUUAUAAUAACAACACUAUAAAUAUAUACAAAUAUUAUUGGCAGUGGAA
This is a messenger RNA of Anopheles stephensi (Asian malaria mosquito), 3758 nucleotides long. RefSeq names its product AP-2 complex subunit mu (gene AP-2mu). The coding region runs from base 658 to 1974 and encodes 438 amino acids. The transcript is spliced from 6 exons. The record is from RefSeq and is a predicted model, not a curated record. NCBI's taxonomy places the organism in Eukaryota, Metazoa, Arthropoda, Insecta, Diptera, Culicidae. Gene Ontology annotation, biological process: clathrin-dependent endocytosis; intracellular protein transport. Gene Ontology annotation, cellular component: AP-2 adaptor complex; cytoplasmic vesicle. Gene Ontology annotation, molecular function: clathrin-cargo adaptor activity.